AUGGGACUGUCUAGUAUAGUUCAUUAUGGGGUGGAUGCCACUCUUAUAGCCAUGCUCCUGGCAGCCGUAAGACACAAUACGGGGAAAGUAUUUGCUUACGAAACAUACGACUUUUCCAGUAUUCUUCACGGUUAUAUGAAUUGGGGUGAAUAUUGUUAUAACUGGCUUCUGGGUUAUGUCAAAAACUCUAAACGUUUUAGAAGAGAAAUUGAAGCUGAUGGGUUUUCUAAUGACGUUGUCCUGGAUUACAAGAGAGAUGAUCCUCCAAGAAGUGAGAGAAGUAGAAUCUCCAUACUUCCCAGAAAUUGA
Molecule: messenger RNA, 309 nt
Organism: Naumovozyma castellii
Lineage: Eukaryota; Fungi; Ascomycota; Saccharomycetes; Saccharomycetales; Saccharomycetaceae
Gene: MCO12
Product: Mco12p
Exons: 1
Coding region: 1-309 (102 amino acids)
Source: RefSeq, a predicted model, not a curated record